GCCGGCGCAGUGGCCGUGCCGCUGUCGCCAGGUGCCGUCCCCCUGCGCCGCUCCGCCCGGUGGCCGGCUGAGGCUGCGGCCCCGGGCUCUGCGGCUCCGGCUCCUUCCGCGGCGAGCCGUGUGCCGCCGCAGCCAUGUCCCGAAAGCAAGCGGCGAAGAGCCGGCCGGGCAGCGGCGGCCGCAGAGCCGAGGCGGAGCGCAAGCGGGACGAACGGGCGGCGCGCCGGGCGCUCGCCAAGGAGCGGCGGAACCGGCCGGAGCCUGGCGGCAGCGGCUGCGAGGAAGAGUUUGUGAGCUUCGCCAACCAGCUGCAGGCCCUGGGGCUGAAACUGCGGGAGGUGCCGGGGGACGGCAAUUGCCUGUUCAGAGCUCUGGGCGACCAGUUGGAGGGCCAUUCUCGGAACCAUCUUAAGCACCGACAGGAGACUGUGGACUACAUGAUAAGGCAACGUGAAGAUUUCGAGCCCUUCGUGGAAGACGACAUUCCCUUUGAGAAGCAUGUGGCCAGUUUGGCAAAGCCUGGUACUUUUGCUGGCAAUGAUGCAAUUGUAGCCUUUGCAAGAAACCAUCAAUUGAAUGUGGUGAUCCAUCAGCUUAAUGCCCCUUUGUGGCAGAUUCGAGGUACAGACAAAAGCAGCUCACGGGAGCUCCACAUUGCCUACCGGUACGGCGAACACUACGACAGCGUCCGGAGGAUCAACGACAACUCAGAGGCGCCGGCUCAUCUCCUGACGGACUUCCAGGUGCUUCAUCAAGAUGGAGCGGAUAAAAAGGAGAAGGUGAAGACAAAAGGGGUGAACUCGGAAGACGGCCUGCCAGAUGACGUGCAAGAUGCUGUCCAGAAAGGAGGCAGUGCGACCGGAUGCUCGGAUUUGAAUUUGAUAGUCCAGAACCUGGAAGCCGAGAAUUACAACACUGAGUCUGCAGUACUCUCCACACUUCAGAUGAGCCAGGGGACAGGAAACGAUGUGGGGGAGACCCUUGAGCCUAGGGACAGACUGAAGCAGCGUGGCCCUUCAUGUGAGGAGGCAGGCAGCGGCUCCAGACUCUCUGGAAAUCAGGGCAGAAAUGAAGGCCGGAUGGAGACCAGUGAGGCUCGGGCCAGCCCAGCUGAAGAAAACAAAGCCCACAGGAGCCAGCUCCCAAAGGUCACAAACAAGCAGCGGCGGGAACAGCAGCGGCUGGAGAAGAAGAAACGUCAGGAGGAGAGGCACCGCCUCAAAGCCCUGGCGAGCAGAAACAGCAGCAGGGACAGGGGCAGAAGUGAGGCAGAGGUGAACACACAGGUCACCUUGGUGAAGACCUUCGCUGCUCUGAACAUCUGACUCUUGACCCUGAGAGGCAAAAGAUGUACCUUCCCGACCAGGCCUCCCAGCCACGUGUCCUCCCAACCAUGUGUCUUCCCAGCCACGUGUCCUCUGGGGAGGAGACCGCUGUCAGUGCCCACACAUGAGCCCACAGGAGCCAGUGCCCUACAAGCUGCCUCUUUCUGUCCUGUGUUUUGUAGUGUGACAGUAUGGUGACAUCAUUUACCUCCUGGAACUCAAAAUACUGAGUCACGGGACAAGAUGGGUCACAGGACAAGGAGGAAUUGUUUGCCCUGCGUAUCAGAGUGUGGUGGUUCUAGACUCUCCCUGGGUGCCUGGGGCCCAGCUCCUUGUAAUUCUUCUCAAAGUCAUUCAGCACAAUCAUUAGAGACCUUCAGUGACACGCCCUUCGCGUUUCUCUCUCUUUUUCAAGCAGGAUGAGCGAGCGUCUUGGUUCCCAGCUCGAGUGUGUUGAGAUUUGCUUUGCUUCAGAUCCAGGUCACUCGGACAUGUCUGUGGUAGGGCAGGAUGGGCAGCUCCAGUAGCCAGGGGAGGUCAAGGCCAGCUCCUUCCUCCUGUCUCCUCUGGCAUCCUCUCAGAGAGUGUGGGUGCCCCUCCCCUCUUGCCAUGGGGUGCAUGUGCCUGGCUCUGGGUGAGACCUGGGGUUUGCUGGAAGCCCCACAGUGCAGAGGGGGCUUUGGGACAGUUAGGAGAAGGUGUGGCCCUGCUUCUGGCGCACCUCUGAGCUCGGAAGGGCAGGGAGAGUCCGUAGCUGUGCAGGGGAGCCGGGGCUCUGAGCUUUUGCCUUGAAGAAUCUAAAGACAGCAAUCUACAGGAAUAGGGCCUUCCAUGCUUGAAUUUUAAGUAACUAUAUUUUUCUUUUUGCUAUGCUAGACUCAGGUGCCUACAGAGAAAUGACUGGUUGUUUGAUCGUACAGGUUGUAAACUUCCAUAACAUGAAAAUGGAAUGAAGUCCCAUAACCGAGCUUGGCCUGCUGGCUCAAGCCAAGCCUGUAAUCCCAGCGCUGGAGGCCAGCCUGGGCUAUGUACUGAGUUCCAGGCUCGUCAGGCUAGGGUCAGGAUGAAAGGUCCCAUUUCACUCCCCACCUGUGAGGUGGGGGAAUCUUAUAGACAGGUGUUUUGUUUUUUCUUUGUAAAGUUAAACCUUAUUUGGCAUUUCAGUACUGGGACAAGUGUAGCAGUGGCUUCGGAGGCCGCCUGUGGCUAAGCUAGACAGCAGGGGAGGGCCUGCACCGCCAGAGGGGCUGUCCACAGGCUAGGUUAUGGGCAUUAACUGUAAACUGUCAUGUGUCGGGUGGACACCAGGACUAAACUCUGGGAACCUAGUAUUUGGACUAAUCCUGUACACUGGGUCAAAAGAUAAAUUAUUUCAUGUCCUUAAAGGCAAAAAGGAAAUUACAAAAGCAUCUAGACACAGACACCACUAUCUGGGCCGGUCUCGGGGUCAUCCAGUUGGCUGGUCAGCAGGCUGCUAGCUUCUUCAGGGUAAUGAUGUCCUCUAAUUGUCCAUUUGUUUAGCUUUGGAACUUUGUGUUUGGAACACCUGAAGUCUCCUGGACUCACUCUCUCCCAAGCCGCCUGCCGUGUUGCUUCCUGCAUACAGUACAGGAUACUGCAAUGCUGUGCAGAUUUGCAGAUGACAUGGUCAGUCCCAGUAAGAAAGGGAGGGUGGCGGCUGCUGCCUCUGGGAGCCAGCGUUCUCCGAGGUCACCCAGGCAGGGUCUGAAUGAGAGCUCUCUGCUCCCAACUUUCUACUGCCUGACGGCAGAAUGCCAGUCCUCACAGAAAGGUCAGGGUUGUUUACCAAAAACUCAGGAUUAGCAGACAGAAGUGGCAGGCCUGGGCAGCAUGUUUGGUGGCACUUGUCUAGUGUGUGGGAAGUCUGGGUACUAUCCCCAGCACUUAAAAUCUACUCUGAGGCCAGCUCCCAGCAGCCCAGUGGUGGCUUCUCAGAGUCGCUGUCUACCUGGCAGAGGAAGCUGCCUGUGCUCUCUUGGGUAUCAGAGCUCUUGGGAACUCAUGAAAGAACCUUUCUUUACUGACUUGCGGUUAGCUUUGGGUCACCUGCCUGGCAGUACCCUCUGCUUUCUGGAACAAAGUAACAUUUUCUUCAAAACAUGUUUGUCUUGUCGCUGUCCAGCUUCCGGGCUUCAGCUGGUGUGAUUAAUGUGCUGAUUAUUGCAAACGGGGCUCCUGCACCCAGCUCAGGCUCAGAAUGUGGGCUCCACUACCUCAGUCUUGUGGAGUGAGAGGUGGAUGGUCCGUGGCAUGACCAUGUUAGUGGGUACUUGACAGUUACCUCAUCAGCAGCCGAGAUGAGGCCCAGUGCCUUGAUUUUUGGGGCAGAGAUGGUAGACACUGUUCCUUCAGUCCAGGUGCUCUCCGAGGAGCUGUCUUGGGAAAGGAACCUCCUGACUGGAACCUGGCUGCUCCCCGAGAACAUCAUGGAAGCUCUUAAGGAGGCUACAAAGAGAAGCCACAGUGCUUCAUGGCAGUUCACUGGCCUUAAUACUGUGGAGAGGUUUUCUAGGUUUUAAGAAUAAUUUAAGGUUAAAAUUUAAAAAAAAAUUUUGAUGGCAGCAUGUUUACAUUGUAGGGAGAUGAGUUAGCACAGGCUCGACUUGUAGACAGCACAGCCCGUCGGGAGUUAGUGCUGGGGUUACAUAAGUUCAUUCCGUUCUUAACAAGAACAUGUCUCCCUUGAGGGAGUGAGGUGUGGCCAGGAACCGUGUGUGGCAGCAGCCUGCCUGCAGCCUCCUCCGGAGGCUCUGAAGACACCUCGAACCAUAUCUUGAUUGUGAAAGUGAAGAGGGCUGACCUUGAGGGGCAGCUGUGGUGGGGAUCAGUGGGGAACCUUCCUGUGGCUCAGGCACAGUGCCCACCCACCUCCCUGGGGAGCAGAGCGGACUGGCCACGGUGGCUCAGGUUCCCAGGUAGUGUCAGGUAGACUUGACCAGUGUGCUGUGGCAGAGUGGGCUCCCUCAGGCUUCCACGUUCUGAGGAACUCCUGUCUGCCUGGGUUUUACCAGGAUAACAGAGUGCCCUUAGCUUACCUCUGAAGGGAUCAGCUCGGGCAUCCAGCUGGGUAGAAGAAACCCGACUCCCCAGGCCGAGUGGACUCAGUCGCCCCAAGCAGAGGAUGUGAGCAAAACCAGGAGGCGCCUCCCCGAGCCGUGGCCUCUGUGGCCCUCCUGGACCCGUGUCCAACCCCAGCUUCUCUCAUCAGACCUCCAGGCCAGGCCAGGUCAGGGCUUCAGUUGUCUCUCCCGGGUUGAGGAUUGCUCACACCAGGGUUGUCCUGAGCAGACCAACCCAGAGGCACUAUUGUUGUUGUUUCUGUUGUUGUGGUUGGUGUUGUUUCCUGAGAUGGUUUCUCUGUAGCCCCAGUUGUCCUGGAACUAGCUGUUUAGACCAGGCUAUCCUUGAACUCAAAGAUCCACCUGCCUCUGCCUCUGUCUGCCUCCUGCCAGCCCUGGGAUCAAAGUCAUAGGGCCCCCACGCCUGGCCCCCACGCCUGAACCCCAUGCCUGGCCCCCAGAGGAACUUUCCCAGGAACAUUGUCCACAUCCUCACAUGCCAGCUGUUCCACGGUCAUUGUUUAGGCUCUAACAGUUGACUGCUGGGCCCAGUUGGUGGUUUCUGCCGGGUGGAGGGAGGCAGCAGCACCUCUCUGUGGUAAGGGGGGCACAGGGUACGACUCGCUGUACUCCGAGGCCAGGGCCAGAGAGCUCUGUCCCAGGUCAGAUUCUGACAGUUUGUUCAGUCUGUUCUCUAGAGUCUCAGUUCCGUAAAUAGUGACUCCUCGCGGUUACUGGAGAAGGCUGGUAGCCGUGUGGAGGACCCUGUCCCCAGGACAGUUGCACACGUGUACAAUGAGUUUACAGUAAGCAGGGCGCACCUGCGGGUCAGGGCUCCUUCUGCUGUGCCCUGGGCACAAGAGGAAACCUUUGGGGUCUGGCUCUGAUCCUUGCACAAGAGCAUCCAGCAGGCGCCCGUUACAGCCCCAUGGCAGGCAGGGAAGUUCAUCAGGCCUCUGCCUGUGCUCUGAUCCCUGAGGGAGCCCUCUGUUGAAACCUGAGCCCCGCACAUUCGAGAAUGUGCGGCUCUUCUGUCUUCCUGUUCUUGGGGGCUCAUUUUCCAUGGCGGCUACCCUGCCAGCAUCCCUUACUAAGAUCAGGGGAGGGAGACAGGCCUGAGUCAGGCUCAGCACCCUGCUCCCCUUCCUGGUCACAGUGAUGGCGCGUCCAUCCCCCUAGGAAGAGGGCCGGUGUGUCUGCCUUCUCCCUUUUUCUAAUUGCACUGUACUUGUUCUGGCUUCAGUCUAGAGGUGUCUAAGGUCUCCGUGGGAUCAUGACCCUUAGACUCAGCGAGUCUGCCUUAGCUCUAGAGCGCGGUGGUGAGGAGUCACCGUUUCCCUCAGGCUGUCUCUCUCUGAGCUUGUGUUCAUCUCAAUCAUUUCCUUUUUAUUUACUGAAGUACUGUACUUGGCUAUCUGCACUGUUUAAAGAACCAAAUGUUUUUGUGUUUUUAAUCCUCAACACUUGGUGCAAUAGACGCCGCAAAGACGUGCCACUUUAUCUUUGGAACUGAUUUUGUAUACCAAUAAAUUCUAGUUUAAAAGCAAA
This is a messenger RNA of Apodemus sylvaticus (European woodmouse), 5953 nucleotides long. It is a transcript of the gene Otud3, whose product is annotated as OTU deubiquitinase 3. The coding region runs from base 135 to 1325 and encodes 396 amino acids. Gene Ontology annotation, biological process: protein deubiquitination. Gene Ontology annotation, molecular function: cysteine-type deubiquitinase activity. The record is from RefSeq and is a predicted model, not a curated record. The transcript has 8 exons. Lineage: Eukaryota; Metazoa; Chordata; Mammalia; Rodentia; Muridae.